Gasterosteus aculeatus aculeatus (three-spined stickleback) is the source of this 3538-nucleotide messenger RNA. Its product is annotated as excitatory amino acid transporter 1. Lineage: Eukaryota; Metazoa; Chordata; Actinopteri; Perciformes; Gasterosteidae. The record is from RefSeq and is a predicted model, not a curated record. Gene Ontology annotation, molecular function: neutral L-amino acid transmembrane transporter activity; L-glutamate transmembrane transporter activity; glutamate:sodium symporter activity. Gene Ontology annotation, cellular component: plasma membrane. Gene Ontology annotation, biological process: D-aspartate import across plasma membrane; L-glutamate import across plasma membrane; L-aspartate import across plasma membrane.
UCCCGUUUCUCUUCAUUGCUGGUUACUCACACCAAGCAGCUCACAGCCAAAGAGCUCCUCUGUCCCCUCCACGCUGACCGGGCUUUACACCACAACUUUGCCCCUGAAAAAAAAUUGAGAUUACCAGAAGAAUUCAUUGCUCAAGUUUAAAGGAGAGUUGUGACACAGAGGAAGAGGAGCAACGGCUUUCAUUCAGCACCACCUUAAAGGUGCCGGUUUAAAGGUCUCCAGUUUAUAACAGAUCUGAAUUCCGGAAGCAGCUAUGGUUCAGAGCAACGGGGAGAACGCACAAAGGAACCAAAGAGGUCUCCACCAGAUCCGGUCCGCGAUCCAGACCCGGUCCCUGUUGGCCAAGAAGAGAGUGGAGAACAUCACCAAGAGUGAUGUGAAGGGAUUUUUCACUCGAAAUGCCUUUGUCCUCUUAACCGUCGCUGCUGUAAUUCUUGGCAUUGCACUUGGAUUUGCCCUGCGACCUUAUAAGUUGUCUUACCGCGAGGUGAAGUACUUCUCCUUCCCCGGGGAGCUGCUGAUGCGAAUGCUUCAGAUGCUGGUUCUGCCCCUGCUUGUUUCCAGCCUCAUCACAGGUAUGGCCGCUCUGGAUGGCCGUGCUUCUGGGAGAAUGGGGAUGAGGGCGGUGAUCUACUACACCACCACGACCGUCAUUGCCGUGUUCAUCGGUAUCGUCCUGGUUCUCAUCAUCCACCCUGGAAAAGGAUCAAAGGAUGAGUUCAUCAAACAGCCGAUUGAGCAGAUCAACCCAGCCGAUGCCUUCCUGGACCUCAUCAGAAACAUGUUUCCUCCGAAUAUUGUGGAGGCUUGCACCAAACAGUUCAAGACGCAGUAUGCCAAGAGAGUAGUCCACGUGACGAUGACAGUGAACGACACAGUAGUCACACUCAACGGCAGCCAGGUGAUCACCCGGGAGGAGAUGAUCCCAGUCCCGGGGUUGGUUAAUGGGGUCAACGCGCUGGGCCUGGUGGUGUUCUCCAUCUGCUUCGGUCUGAUCAUCGGGGGCAUGAGGGAGAAGGGCCAGCCCCUCAAGGACUUCUUUGACUGUCUCAAUGAAGUCAUCAUGAGGCUGGUCGCCAUAAUCAUGUGGUACGCCCCCAUUGGUAUCCUGUUCCUGAUUGCCGGGAAGAUCGUGGAGAUGGACGACAUCGCAGACAUGGGCGGCCAGCUGGGAAUGUACACGGUGACAGUCAUUUGCGGCCUGCUCAUCCACGCCGUAAUUGUCCUGCCGACGCUCUACUUCCUCGUCACCAGGAAGAACCCUUUUGUUUUUAUCGCCGGGCUGCUGCAGGCUCUCAUCACUGCCCUGGGAACAUCUUCAAGUUCGGCCACGCUGCCCAUCACUUUUAAAUGCCUGGAGGAAAACAACAAGGUGGAUAAGCGCGUCACCCGUUUUGUGCUCCCUGUCGGCGCCACCAUAAACAUGGACGGCACUGCGUUAUAUGAAGCCCUGGCUGCCAUCUUUAUUGCUCAGGUCAACAAUUACGACCUUAACUUUGGACAAAUUCUCACCAUCAGUAUCACGGCUACAGCAGCAAGUAUUGGAGCAGCUGGAAUCCCUCAGGCAGGGCUGGUCACCAUGGUGAUAGUGCUAACGUCUGUAGGCCUUCCCACUGAUGACAUCACACUCAUCAUUGCAGUCGAUUGGUUCCUGGACCGAUUGCGCACCACCACCAACGUCCUCGGAGACUCCAUCGGUGCAGGUAUUGUGGAACAUCUGUCUCGCCACGAGUUGCAGAAGGACCCCGAGGUGGGCAACUCGGUGGUGGAGGAGGUAAACAAGAAGCCGUACCGGCUCAUCUGCCAGGAGAAUGAGUGUGAUAGAGAGAGGCCCGUUGACAGCGAGACCAAGAUGUAGAUUCUUAUCUGAAGCUGUCCACAUUGGCAGGAAAACUAUUGCACUGCAUCAAAUCACAUUUUCAAACUAUGCUCGCCUUCAUUUGCCCUACCGUCACAAAUUUGGGGGGUUUGAAAUGAAUUGAUCUACAGCUAGAAUAUUUUUCCGCCAAGAUGUGUAAGAUGUAGUGUGGUCUUUUGUGGCACACCUUUGACUUGAAAUGGUCUGCUGUUGCAUUGUCUUCUUUAGGGUUUACAGUAUGAUGCUGGGUACAAUAUCUCGCAUAGGUAGGCUGCUGUUCACUACUAAGACAUUAAGACAUACUAAGAAAUACUUUAAGGCCUGAUGGUCCAUGGCUUUCAUGCCACAACUCCUCUCAGAACUGUGAUGACUAAUCUCCCCCACUAGAGGUCAGUAUUGCUGUGCGCUAAUAUGCACACAGCAGUUUAUAGCCCAUAUAUGCAAGGCUUUGUUGUUAUCGUUUUUCUUUUGUUUUAGCGUGUUGUGAGUGAAAUUGUUCUUCUGAAAUGGUUGUACAAAUCCAGCUACUUUCUGAGAAAAGGGCUGCUUUUUUUUUACCAACUUCUGUACGCACAUGAGUGGCUUUAUUUGAGUUGUGGUACCUUUCAAUGACUGAGUGCGUGAUGUAAUUUACCCGUAGGCAAACGUACUUUUUAAAUCAGUCAGUGCUAUCAUAAUAUCUAUUAUUUUUUUUUUAAGUAUUCCUCAAACCAAUCAUUACAAUCAUGAAGGUGGACAAACCAAAAUCAUUUUUACCCCCUACAUUUGAAAGCAUAACCAAAUUAGAAUUGUAAACCAUUAUAUUUCAACCAAAAAAACACAAAGAAACGUACCAAAUUUCUAUAUAGUUUCCUUAUACCAUACUGGACCAUGCUUAAACAUGCGCAAUAGUCAGUACUGCUUCAAUGGAAAUAUAGUAGGUAUUUUAUUGCUUUAUUACAAUCUGAUGAAAAGGCUGAGUUGAUCCCUCGGGUCCUCUGCAAUGGACAUGGGAUAAAACUAUUGAAUUGAAAUAUUUACAUGGCAAUAUGAAAUAUUUUUAAUUCAAUAAAUAAAACAGUACUCAGUAGUUUGGAUAGUUAACUUUAAAUUGUAUAUCUUCUUUAUUUAGAUAUGUCAAAUGAAUGUUUUUUCAGUUGCUUUAAUAUGGAUGCAUGUUGUAAAGUAAAAUAUUUCAGAUAAUUCCACAAACAGUUUGUUUUAGCUCGCUUGGGCUUGAGUUAAUUCAGCAUAUGUAACAAUGUAUAGGUUGCUUUGUAUAGAAGGUUAUUUGUAAUAUACUGUGCUUGUAUAGAUACAUGCAGAAACAUAUGUACAUUAAUUGUAGAUUCAAAAUUGUAAAAGGUUACCUGAGGAUUGCGUAUGUAAAGAUGUUGUAACCAUACUAAACAAACCUCAUGACCAAACUAACAAUCCCUCUAGUUCCUUAUGCUAAUGAAAAAAAUGGCUGAUAUAAAGGACCAAAUGUUUUUGUCCUUUACAUACUUGGAAAAUGGAAUAGUUCCAAUGUUUACAGAUCCAGGUGUCUCUCUUGAGAUGAUUGUUUCUUUCAUGACUUCUCUCACACACACACACACACACACACACACACACACACACACACACACAUGAUUGAACAAAAGCUGUAGUUUUAUCUUGCAUGGAUUUUUAUGAAUAAAAUAAAUAAACUCA